UGUGGGUGUCUAGAGCAUUUUGCACUGUGAAGAGUGCAAUCCAAAACUAAGAUUUUCUUAAGCUUGUGAAGAAAAUAUUGUAGACUAAAAUAGGUCUGAGAAAGUGACUCGUGUGUUCUAGAAACUCUAGUGUCUGUGUUCGUCUAGAUUUUUUUUGGACUGUGAAGUGUUAUUACUCCUAUUUUGAGUCUAUAUGAAGCUUUUGCUUAUUUACGCUUGAGAAACAACUAAUUUCGUGACUGUGUUUACAAACUCCCAUUUUAUGUGCACAAAUAUUGCGAAUUCGAUCUGAGAAUAGACCAUCAACUGAAUCAGUACGAAAUUUUAGACACAAGAGGUUAUAAAACCUAGAUAUGGCAAGUAAAGUAUUUAACCGACUUACGCAAAUGGGUGUCGGUCUAGCUUUCGUCGGAGGAGUAGCUAACAACGCUCUUUACAACGUAGAUGGUGGAGAAAGAGCAGUGAUCUUCGACAGAUUUUCAGGCAUAAAAAACAUGGUUGUAGGAGAAGGCACACACUUCAUCAUACCUUGGAUCCAAAAACCUAUAAUAUUUGACGUCAAAUCGAAUCCUCGAAAUGUAUCAACUGUGACUGGAAGUAAGGACCUUCAAAGAGUCGAAGUUACUCUGAGAAUCUUAUUCAGACCUAUAGCUGAAGAACUGCCUAGAAUAUACACCACUUUAGGCGAAGACUAUGAUCAGAGAGUACUCCCUUCAAUAACGGGAGAAGUAUUGAAAGCAGUAGUCGCACAAUUCGAUGCUAGCGAGUUAAUAACGCAAAGAGAAAUGGUCUCCUUCAAAGUUAAUGAAAGUCUCACUGAGAGAGCUCGACAAUUUGGACUCAUACUCGACGAUAUAGCUAUAGUACACAUAACUUUUGGUCGGGAAUUUCUUCAAGCAGUAGAAUUGAAGCAAAUAGCUCAAUUAGAAGCUGAGAAAGCUAGAUUCAUGGUUGAAAAAGCUGAACAGAAGAAAAAGGCAGCAGUUAUAUCCGCAGAAGGGGAUACCCAGCAAGCGGUACUAUUGGCUAAGGCAUUUGGUACUGCCGGUGAAGGCCUUGUGGAAUUGCGAAGGAUUGAAGCCGCUGAGGACAUUGCUUAUCAGCUUUCUAAGUCCAAGAAUGUUACGUACCUGCCUGAUGAAGGAUUUGUGAAUGUUAGGAGUUAGAAUAGGAAAAUCCUAUAAUUUUUUCUUAACUAUACUUCCUUUACCAUUCCAAAUAUUAAUGUAGUUAAAAUUAAUUAAUAAUACUUCCAAAAUAAUAUUAUAAUAUAUGUAGCUAAUAAUAGUAAUUUAAUAAUUAUUUUUAUUAUCCUAUUCCUUAUUCAUUCCAAUUUUUAUUAAAAUUAAAUUAACGAAUGAAUAUAAUGUUUAAAUGUUGUACAUAGAUAAUAUUUUUAAUAGAAUUUAAAUUCAAUUCGCAUUUUUCAUCAAUAAAUAACAACGAAUAAUUUCAAAUUUCAAAUAAAUUCUAUUAUUGUUCGAAUAAAUUUUAUUCGCCCAAUAAAUAUACAAUUUAUUGGCCCAAUAAGUCCUUUUCUCCCCAAAUGUCCUGUCUCUAGCCCCGUGUACGACCAAAACCAGAUAUUUCCAGUAUGUUCUGACCCUAUUUCGCCAUGUC
Helicoverpa armigera (cotton bollworm) is the source of this 1620-nucleotide messenger RNA. RefSeq names its product prohibitin 1-like. Gene Ontology annotation, biological process: mitochondrion organization. NCBI's taxonomy places the organism in Eukaryota, Metazoa, Arthropoda, Insecta, Lepidoptera, Noctuidae. Gene Ontology annotation, cellular component: mitochondrion; membrane. Bases 354 to 1166 code for a protein of 270 amino acids. The transcript is spliced from 2 exons. The record is from RefSeq and is a predicted model, not a curated record.